Molecule: messenger RNA, 939 nt
Organism: Ilex paraguariensis (yerba mate)
Lineage: Eukaryota; Viridiplantae; Streptophyta; Magnoliopsida; Aquifoliales; Aquifoliaceae
Source: the annotation of a GenBank genome assembly
AUGGAGAAUAGGGUCAGUCAAGCCUUCACUGUGCCCUCUAAAACAGUCUUUGAUGGCCUUUCUGAAAGCAUUAAUGGUUGGGUCUGCUGGGACAAAUUUGGUCCCGCUGGUGUGAACUCGGAGUUCAUAUAUAUUUGUAAUCCUAGCACUCGCGACCUCAUAAAACUUCCUAUAGCUCCUCCAACUUGGAUUUUUAACUCUUAUCAUUUUGGCUUUGAUCCAUGUUCACAGGAAUUCAAAGUGCUUAACAUCCAAAUUCCUUUUUCUGAUUCUCUAGGAACAAACGACGAAUUAUCCUUUUGGAUUUUCACUUUAGGUGGUAAUUCAUGGCGACGAAUUCAUCCUGCCUUGCCUUCUGAUUUUGGUCAUAAUGAAGUUUGUUUAUUCGGACAACUGGGAAACUGUGUGUGCCUCAAUGGUGCAUUGCAUUGGAUUUGGACUUAUAAGACAACGAAAAGUAUACUUGUUUUUAAUCUGAGAGAUGAGAAUUUUUGUUUAAUUCGAAUCCCUAACAUCAGAAUGUCCCUGGGUGGAAAAAAUUUUGUUCUACUUCAAGUUGAUGGACAUUUGGUUGUAUUAUGUUACAAAUCUAAUUUCUUAAAUUACGAAACCAAGGAUGCAGCGGUCUUGGAUCCAGCGGUGUGGACAUUGGAAGACUACCAAGAUGAGGUUUGGAUCAAGGAUACCUUAAGCUGUCCAUAUAAAACUUGGUGGCAGAGGCAAUAUGCUACUAUACCCGCAGCAGGCAAGAUCUUGCUAAUAGGAUCUCCAUUAGCAGUUGCUGGACCAUUGCGCAAUCACCAUUUGAAAGUACUUUGUUAUGAUCCAAAGCAAAGAAGUAUUCUGGGGUUCCAACUUCCCAAGUUAUAUGAAUGGCGAGAUUUCCAUAUUGAUGGUGCCAUUAGUUAUACUGAAAGCAUUUGCCAUCCAUUUCUUUAG